Messenger RNA from Acipenser ruthenus (sterlet), 1378 nucleotides. RefSeq names its product cation channel sperm-associated targeting subunit tau-like. Lineage: Eukaryota; Metazoa; Chordata; Actinopteri; Acipenseriformes; Acipenseridae. The transcript is spliced from 11 exons. Bases 167 to 1363 code for a protein of 398 amino acids. The record is from RefSeq and is a predicted model, not a curated record.
CAGAACUACAUGUUCCCAGAACUGUGUGUGUCUUUUAAAUGAAAGCAUUUCUUUUGGCUUUUUUAUGCAUGAUAAAGCCUAGUAUUUCUAGUCAUUUUACUAACGUGUAAGUUUUCUGUGUCAACGUCAUCUGUAAUUAAAUGCAUUUGUUACUAUAGCGAAGCUUAUGGCUGCCCGCGGACAUCAGUGUUCAUCUACCGUUGUACCAGAGAAGCCUGGUGAUGUAGUCUCUCCAUCGCAGUCUCAACUCCUCUCUGUACCUGCCUCCGGACACGCACCAGAAAAGCACAAAUCAAGUAUUAUUUUAAAGCUGCUGAAGAAAAGCUCUAAACAAGAUGCAGAAGUGGAGGAAGAAGGACCCGAUGUUCUUGCAGAGGAUGAUGUUCCACACCAGACUCCAAUUGGGGAGCCAGCUGGUUGCUUGGCUGUGAACAUUAGACAGUGUAAGGAGUUCACCAAGCACUCGCCACUGAAGAAAAGCACGCUGGGGUUCAUCCGCAUCAGCAUUGGGAACGUGGUGAAGUGCUCCAUGCCACAUCUCUGCAAAGAGAGCAGGUCUACAAAAUCAGAGGUGUACAUUCGAUUUGAUGAAUGGAAAUACAUUGUGGUUCAGGUUCCUAAACGCAGAGUGGACGACAGAAACAAGCUUGUGGUGGAGCUGAUCGGGUAUGAGUCUGAUGGUGGUCUUGCCAGGCUGUUUGGAAAGACUACUUUAAAUCUGCUAGAAAUCAUCCAGAAAAUGGCAGCGAGAGAGUUGUAUGAUUUAAAGCUGAAAGGGCAGGUUGUUUGUAAGAUUGAAUUGGAGAUAUUAUUUUCCUAUGGGACCUUUGGAUAUGGUUACUCACAUCAGUUGAAACAGAAGCAGAAGGAGCUGCAGGCGAUGGUGGAGAGGUCCUUGUUCAUCAGGAUCCCUCCCUCAGAGCAGUCCAUGGACCCACACUUCAAUGUGACCACCGGGAAGUCAGAAUAUUACCCAGAAUUCCUGUCGCCGGAGCUGAAUGAGCCACAGGGGACUGCCAGUAAAUCAGAGCUCAAUAUCCCUAGCUCAGCUUCAGCAGAAGACUCCUCUACCCCGAAAAUGUCAAAGUUUGUUCUGGAGCUCAUGGAGUCUAGAAACAGGCUGAGCGAAUUGAAGAUAGCCUAUGAAAAAUGUCAAACCACCAGUGAAUCUAUUGAAUAUUUAGAGAAUCUCAUCAUGAAGAAAGGGCCCGGUGAAGGGAAACCCCACAGAUUGGGGAAGUCCAAGUUAUGCAAGUUCAGAGAAAAAGAGGAUCUCGCCAUUGAUUCUGUAAUAACUCCUGAGGCUGAGCAAAUUCAACAAGGAGAGGCAUCGGGUUCGUACAGUUUCAUUUCAAUUUCUUGAGUAACAGAUAAAGUA